Messenger RNA from Phyllostomus hastatus (greater spear-nosed bat), 2502 nucleotides. RefSeq names its product transglutaminase 7 (gene TGM7). Gene Ontology annotation, molecular function: protein-glutamine gamma-glutamyltransferase activity. The record is from RefSeq and is a predicted model, not a curated record. Gene Ontology annotation, biological process: peptide cross-linking. The transcript has 13 exons. Lineage: Eukaryota; Metazoa; Chordata; Mammalia; Chiroptera; Phyllostomidae. Bases 101 to 2233 code for a protein of 710 amino acids.
GUUUCUGGUCAGAUGACAGUAAAUGCCCAGAGAGGCUAUAAAGUCUAGAAUCUUUAUACAGAUUAGUUGAAGGGCCCUGGCUGACAGAAGAAGGAGGAAGAUGAAUCAAGUGGCAGCCUUAGAGCUCAGGUCUGUCAACCUGCAGAGCCCCAGGAACAACCAGGCUCAUCACACGCAGGAAAUGGGCCUCAAGCGGCUCAUUGUGCGCCGGGGCCAGCCCUUCAUGCUCCAGCUGCAUUUCAACCGACCCUUCCACUGGGGGACCGACCGCAUUACCUUCAUAGCUGAGACUGGACCAGCACCCACGGAGCUGUCAGGAACCCGAGCCACCUUCUCACUCACCCAGACCCAACAAGGGAAUGUCUGGAGUGCUUCUGACUUCUCCAUUGACUCCAACUUGCUCUGUGUCUCCCUAUUCACACCAUCCAAUGCAGUCAUUGGCUCCUACACUCUGAAGAUAGAGACCUCUCAAGGCCAGGGUUACAGCUCGACUCACUCCCUGGGGACUUUCUUCCUGCUUUUUAAUCCUUGGAGCGCAGAAGAUGAUGUCUAUCUGCCAAGUGAAAUACUGCUGCAGGAGUAUAUCAUGAUGGACUACGGCUUUGUGUACAAGGGUCAGGAGAGAUUCAUCACCUCCUGGCCAUGGAACUAUGGGCAGUUUGAAGAGGACAUCAUAGAUAUCUGCUUUGAGAUCCUAAACAAGAGCUUGUACUUCUUAGAGAACCCGUCCAAAGACUGCUCCCAGAGGAGUGAUGUGGUGUACAUCUGCAGGGUGGUGAGCGCCAUGAUCAACAGCAAUGAUGACAAUGGCGUGCUGCAGGGGAACUGGGGAGAGGACUACUCCUUGGGGGUCAGCCCGCUGGAGUGGAAUGGCAGCGUGGCCAUCCUGCGGCAGUGGUCAGCCAGGGGCGGGAAGCCUGUGAAGUACGGACAGUGCUGGGUUUUUGCGGGCGUUAUGUGCACUGUAAUGAGAUGUUUAGGUGUUCCAACCCGUAUUGUUUCCAAUUUCCGUUCUGCACACAAUGUGGAUGGGAAUUUGACCUUAGAUACCUACUAUGAUCGAAAUGCAGAAAUGCUGGCAACUCCGGAACGAGACAAAAUAUGGAAUUUCCACGUCUGGAAUGAGUGCUGGAUGAUCCGGAAAGAUCUCCCACCAGGAUACAACGGGUGGCAGGUUCUGGAUCCCACUCCCCAGGAAACCAGCAGCGGGCUGUUCUGCUGUGGCCCUGCCUCCGUGAGGGCCAUCAAGGAAGGGGAUGUUCACCUGCCCUAUGACACCCCAUUUGUGUAUGCUGAGGUGAAUGCCGAUGAAGUCAUUUGGCUCUUUGGGGAUGGCCAGGCCCAGGAAAUCCUGGUGCAUAAUACCCGUUCCAUUGGGAACAACAUCAGCACCAAGAUGGUAGGAUCAGACCAGCGUCAGAACAUCACCAGCUCCUACAAGUACCCAGAAGGAUCCCCUGAGGAGCGGUCUGUUUUCAUGAAGGCAUCCAAGAAAAUGCUGGGCUCCAGAAGGGCCUCUUCACCCCUGCUGGAUCUGCUGAGGUCCAGGGAUUCUCAGGAUCAGCCAGCGCAGCUGCAGCUUCGCCUGGCCAGGACACCUGAGUGGGGCCAGGACCUGCUGCUGAAGCUGCAUGCCAGGAGGGUGCCAAACAGAGCCCAUCCCCAGGGUCCCAUCAGGCUUCAGGUGCGCUUCUGCGCACAGGCCCUGCUACACAAGGGUGGCGCUCGGGAGCCCCUCUGGAGACAAAUAGUGCACUUAAACCUGGACUUUGGGGAGGAGAUACAGUGGCCGCUCUUGCUACCCUACAUCAAUUAUAGAAACAAGCUGACGGAUGAAAGGCUGAUACGUGUGUCUGGCAUCGCUGAGGUGGAGGGGACGGGGAGGUCCAUACUGGUCCUAAAAGAUAUCUCUCUGGAACCUCCCCACUUAUCUAUUGAGGUCUCUGAGAGGGCCGAGGUGGGCAAAGCACUGAGAGUCCAUGUCACCUUCACCAACACCCGAACAGUGGCUCUGAGUCACUGUACGAUGGUGCUGGAGGGAAGUGGCCUCAUCCACGGGCAGUUAUCAUAUGACCUUGGAACUCUGGUGGCCGGACACACCACCCAAAUUCAGUUGGUCCUCUACCCCUUUAAAGCCGGACGCCGCCAGCUGCAAGUCCUCAUCAGCAGCAAUGAAGUCAAGGAGAUCAAGGGUUACAAGGACAUCUCCGUAGCUGCAGCCAGAGCUUCUUGACCACCCCUCAUCUCAGGCCCUCCCCUCCCCUGGCCCAAUUUCCUGGUGCCCUCCAGUAGCCCCCUCCACCCCUCUGAUGCCUUCCCUGACCUCUUGCAAUUGGUCCUUCCCCUGCACCCAUGACCUCCCAGUCCCCUGCCUGCCCCACUUUACUCCUGAAGGUGUAGUUGUUCCUUCUCUCUUCUCUUCCCUGCCUGCCUAGGGGUGAAUGUAGCUCCAUUAGAACACUGUGCAUCUUGGGAAGAGAUAAUAAAGAUGUAUUUGAUUGA